Molecule: messenger RNA, 4570 nt
Organism: Cervus elaphus (red deer)
Lineage: Eukaryota; Metazoa; Chordata; Mammalia; Artiodactyla; Cervidae
Gene: GLP1R
Product: glucagon like peptide 1 receptor
Exons: 14
Coding region: 75-1439 (454 amino acids)
Biological process (GO): adenylate cyclase-activating G protein-coupled receptor signaling pathway; cell surface receptor signaling pathway
Cellular component (GO): plasma membrane
Molecular function (GO): glucagon receptor activity; peptide hormone binding
Source: RefSeq, a predicted model, not a curated record
CCCGCGCGGCCGGGGCUCCGUGGCGCGCGCCGUGCCGCAGGUGGCAGCGAUGGCCCAGUGCUGAGCGCCCCGCCAUGGCCGGCGUCCCGGGGCCGCUCCGCCUGGCGCUGCUGCUGCUCGGGGCGGUGGGCAGGGCCGGCCCCCGCCCCCAGGGUGCCACCGUGUCCCUCUCGGAGACUGUGCGGAAAUGGCGAGAGUACCGACGCCAGUGCCAGCACUUCCUGACCGAGACCCCGCCCCCAGCCACAGACCUCUUCUGCAACCGGACCUUCGAUGACUAUGCCUGCUGGCCGGAUGGGUCCCCAGGCUCCUUCGUGAACGUCAGCUGCCCCUGGUACCUGCCCUGGGCCAACAGCGUGCUGCAGGGUCACGUCUACCGGUUCUGCACCGCGGACGGCCUGUGGCUGCACAAGGACAACUCAAGCCUGCCCUGGAGGGACCUGUCCGAGUGUGAGGAUUCCAAGCGAGGGGACCGCAGCUCCCCGGAGCGGCAGCUCCUGUCUCUUUACGUCAUCUACACGGUGGGCUACGCGCUCUCCUUCUCAGCGCUGGUCGUCGCCUCGGCCAUCCUCCUGGGCUUCAGACACCUGCACUGUACCCGGAACUACAUCCAUCUGAACCUCUUUGCGUCCUUCAUCCUCCGAGCACUGUCCGUCUUCAUCAAGGAUGCGGUCCUCAAGUGGAUGUACAGCACGGCCGCCCAGCAGCAUCAGUGGGACGGGCUCCUCUCCUACCAGGAGUCUCUGGGCUGUCGCCUGGUGUUCCUGCUCAUGCAGUACUGCGUGGCGGCCAACUACUACUGGCUCCUGGUGGAGGGGGUGUACCUGUACACGCUGCUGGCCCUGUCCGUCUUCUCCGAGCAGCGCGCCUUCAGGCUCUACCUGAGCGUUGGCUGGGGUGUCCCCCUGCUGUUUGUCAUCCCCUGGGGCAUCGUCAAGUACCUCUAUGAGGACGAGGGCUGUUGGACCAGGAACUCCAACAUGAAUUACUGGCUCAUAAUCCGGCUGCCCAUCCUCUUCGCCAUUGGGGUGAACUUUCUCAUCUUUGUCCGGGUCAUCUGCCUUGUGGUGUCCAAACUGAAGGCCAACCUCAUGUGCAAGACAGACGCCAAGUGCAGGCUCGCCAAGUCCACGCUGACACUCAUCCCCCUGCUGGGGACGCAUGAGGUCAUCUUCGCCUUCGUGAUGGACGAGCACGCCCGGGGAGUGCUGCGCUUCGUCAAGCUGUUCACGGAGCUCUCCUUCACCUCCUUCCAGGGGCUAAUGGUGGCCAUCCUGUACUGCUUUGUCAACAAUGAGGUCCAGAUGGAGUUCCGGAAGAGCUGGGAGCGCUGGCGGCUGGAGCACCUGCAUGUCCAGAGGGAGAACAGCAUGAAGCCCUUCAAGUGUCCCACCAGCAGCCUGAGCUGCGGGCCCACAGCGGGCAGCAGCAUGUACUGAUUCCUAGUUGCAGAGUGCUCAUCACACCCCCAGUUGCCCCAAGCCUUUUAACACCGAGCAACAUUUUCCUUGUCAGAUACAUACCAGAUGCUGAAUUGAAGAAAUACUUUCUUUGCUCUAAGACCCGCACUAUUAAUAUUCAUUUGAGUGGCAGUGCACUCUGUCCAAAGUUAUUCCCAAACUAAAUAUAGCGCCCUGGCAGAUCUGGGAACGAUUGAAUGCAAUGUACUCAGAAAUUCCUCUGGCUGUUUACAUGCCUGGUGCCCGAAGUCUGGAGCUUGCCGAGAAAACUCUUGCUUGCCUCUGUCCUGGGGCAGGGUAAGGUGCUGUGUGUGUGAGCCCUGCAGCCAGGUCUGAUGACUGUCAUGAAUGGAAGCCAAGUUCAGCACUCUGGCCAGCUCCCCACUGACCUUGUGAGGGGCUUAAACCAUGUCAACUUAUCUUUUUCAUCUGAAUCUUUGGAGCAGCUAAACCACAGAACUGAGACAAACCACUUACGUUGCAAGGUUGCCUUCCCUUUAGAGCAACUUUCCUGGUUUGCAGGAGUGAUUUGCAGUUGCCUCAAUGCACUGUUAUGCUGGAGAGUACAGCAGUGGAGUUCUCAGAGUCAGCAGGGAAAGAUCUCGGACACCUCACUGCUCUGAUCUGGAGAAUUGAGGAGGGAAGCUCACAGAGGUGAUCUGCCCAAGGUCACACUGCUAGAUGGUGGCUGAACUGGGCGAGGACCCAGGCCAACUUCUGCCUCCCAGUCCAGUGAAGCCUCUGGAAGGGAUAGAUGAAAAAUAGAAAUGGCCAUUCAGGACACUCUUAGUGAAAGUUGGCAGUGUGGUGUGGCGUUUCUGUUAAAGAGAAAACACAGCGGCAGAGAGAGACAAGUCAGUUGGUGCAGGUGCCAUUUGGGUGAUUUAUGCCACCGAGAAGAGGGGAGGGUGUGCUCUGCUGUCAUCCCACGUAUCUCAUUCAUUAUUGUCUUCAAAUUAAGAAAUGAAAUGCCUCAGAGCUCAAGUGUACACAGAAACAGCGAGGAGCCAUUUCGGAUCACAAAUCCAGCGCUCUUUUAAUGGGUUGGCUUAGUGUUUUUCUGACACGCCUGUGCUCGUUUGAGAAGCUGUGUGUUCUGACAGCCCCCAGGAGUGGACUAAAAGAGCCCAGAGAAGGACCUAACAACCUGACCCUCAGCAUUGCCUCUCUAGUACUCCCUGAAGUUGGAGAAGGCUAGCAAGCCUGGAAAAGAUGGCACAGCUGCCACCGAGGGCAAAUAGCGUCAGUUCACAUCCACGUCCCCAAAGGCUUGGUCACCUCAUCUGCGUGGGCCACGUUUCAGCAGCUCCUGUCCCCGCUUCUUCCUGUUUCUCCUAGAAGAAGACUGUGUGUGUGUGUGGUGGGGGGGGGGUGUUGUCCUGUGCAUAGCAGUAUAAAGUUAGAGGUGGAUCCAGAAUCAUUCCCCUCCCCACGGUGAAGGUCAGGGGGCCGCACGGCAGGGGCGUGAGAACGGUGGGAGCCUGAGCUAGAUGCUCUCUCUCCAUGUGCAGACAGGGCUCCCAUUACUGCUAAUGCCCGCGACGUGUUCAGGGAAGACAAGAUACACUCCGAAGGUUUAUUUUCCCUCCACUGAAUUGAUUCUAAUCACAGUGCUGACCCCGCUUUUGGCUCCUCCAAGGAGCUGAAAGCUAUAAAAGACAUGUCGGCUCCCUCUGCUAAGACAGCUAUGUGAAUGACAUGCUAAAUACACAACAGAAACCAAAUUAGUAUCAAUUCUUUUUUUUUUUUUUUUUCCUUUUCUUGGCUGCAGCAAGUUUCCUUGGGGAAAAACAUGACCCAAUGUGAGAAAUUUCUGCAGAUGGCAUCACCAUGCCCCUGCAGUGUUAUCUGCUGACUCAAACCAGCUCUCCGGCCCCCACGCUGAGGGCCGUAUCAAGGAAGCAUUGUUAAGCAGUAUAAUUUGAAACACUUAACGCCACAGUGUAUCCACAGUAUCUAUAAUUACUUCUGCUCUGUCUGUGGAUACAGAUUGGCAGGAAGCAGAUAAGUAUAAUUGUUUUCCAAUUAACUCUCAAAGUCUUUUGGACUUGGCCUGUAUCUGAGUCUAUCUGAGGAGUGAGUUUUCCCUUUUCCCCUUCUGCCAUUCUAGUCAGUUUUUUGGGAUCUCAUCCAGCAAGGGAACAUUCUCCCCUUGAAGCAUCCGAUGUCUUCCCCAGCCCAAUAUUUACCCCCUCUCACCUCCCGUCCCUGCAGUGGGCUUCCCACGCUUCUCCCUGGCUGCAUCGUUAAGAGGUGAGCCCACCAGCUGUGGUAGGAGUGCUGGGCUCUCGACUGUGACCAAUUCCGGGGUACAGCUAGGAGUGGGGCGCAGCCAGGGCUGAAGUCAUUUACCGCAUCCUGCAUUCCAGUGCAGUGAGGAGGGCUGCAGCCAGCAGCGUGGAUCCUAACUUACAUUGGGGUUAAGCAACCUUUCCUGAUGGGGCCUGUCAAAGCUCUCAGUAAUCAGUCAACAGCCCGGACAAUCUAGUGCGACUGAUUAUCUCUGCAUCAGUGCAAUCCAGGAGAAAAAAAAAAAAAAUAUAUAUAUAUAUAUAUAUAUAUAAAUGAGAAUGUUUGGAUCUGGGGUGGGGAGGGGGAAGCUCUCAGCCAAGUUUGGAACAUGUAACAAGUUAGGUGUUGAGGCCUCUCUGCAAGGGGAGCCAGUGAGAAUAGUCAGAAAGGGGAAAGAUUCGUAGCUGACAGAGCUGCAUCUUGCCAAAUGGUUCAUGUGGUACUUCCAAAUCUGCAUUUCCUCUAAGCUUCUCCCACUAAAAAUAAUCAUCAUACCCUCAGAGCAGAUAAACCUGGACGUUUGGGAUCGGGGGGCGGUGGAUGCAGAGCUGAGAUGCACCGAGAGGAAGGUGAGUGAAGCUCUCAGGAGGGACAAAACGGAAUUUCUGUCUUCAGUUCUCUUGGGGGAUGUUGUGCUUCAUGAAUGUUUAAACAAGGUAAUCUUCAUGCGAUUUCUUAACAUAUAAACUCAUGUAAAAUAUGACCUGCGACUUACAGGUAGCAAAUGUGUACGGCAUGUAAUUCGUGUACAGACGCGAAUGGAUUCACACUCUUUCCUAAUCUGCCUUGUAAGUCAAAUAAAAGCCUGUCCUUACUGU